CAAUGUAUCUCCAAUGUAUAUUUAACCCUCGACGACGCUGGUUGUUCGGCUCUUGAUUCGAAAUUCCGCACAGCUCGCAUACUCUUUCGUAUAUUCACUUUCGUCGUGUUUUUCGUCAUCGUCGUUGUCGUCCUACGACGUGUGUUUUUGUUAUUGCUGUCGUUCUUAUUUUUCGGGUGGUACUCUCUGUAUAUUUAACAAACGUUACAAUUACUUUUUUUCACGUGUGCUGUGGCCCCCAGUGUAACUUAUACUUGUACUCAAACAACAAAGUCAAACAAAUAACGCAAGUUAAAGAGAACACCCAAGAAAAAAACCAACACAAAAAAUAAAUAAAAGAGCCAACCGUUUUUGUUGUUGUCGCUCACAGCAUGUGGAGCCACAGUUAACUGUUACAGUUAACGGGAGAAGGCAAAGGAGGUGGAGCGAAAAGAGCAAGGAGAGCGGGAACUCCGAGAAGAGGACUGAGUGCUCCGCUUGACUAAAUGCAGUCGACGCUGCGAUUAUUAUGUGCCAGCCCCAACAACAACAAGAGCAACACCACUUGAUACGAAAAUAAACAAACAAAAUCAAUCAAUUAAUCAAUCUGCUGAGCACACCGCUCUCCACGCCCACACACACAAAGGCACACACGCAAAAACACACAGCCAACACACACACGAACACACACGAGUCAACGCCCACGCCCAUUCGGGAAAAAGGAGGGAGUGGCAGGACAAGAAAGGAGGCGAAGUUGAAUAAUAAAAAAAAGAGGAAGCACUGCGAACAGCAGGACAACAACAUGUUCCACUCACUUGUUUUGAUGGCCUGUGCCCUUGCCGCCCUUUCCUUUGCCCAGGAGGCGGGGCCCGCCCGAUCGAAACAGUUAUCGCUAUCGAUAUCGAGUCCUGCAGCGGACCCAACAUCGCCCGCUGCCGCCGUCGCCGUCGCCGCCGCCCCUGCCCCCGCCCCCUUUGCCGGCAAGCAGAGGAACAGAUGCCGUCAAAGUUGCUAUCAGCAGCUUUCGAAGGACUGGCAUUAUUGUAAGGAUUCCGUUGAUUGCACAAACUGCUGUCAAAAGCUGCUGGCCCCCUUCGAGCUGAGGAUCCUGAAGGCCCAGCGCCAGGAGUCGCUCGUCCUCACGGACAUCGGCUGGGACGAGAUGAUAGCCAAUGCCUCGCGACAAUGCCUGAUCACCUGGGAGGUCUCCGGCGGCGGCCUGAUCGGCAAUCUGCUCACGGACACCGCUCGGGCGGAGUUGUCCCUGUGGCCAGACACCGUCUACAACAUCCAGGUUAAAUGCAAGCACAAGCUCACUGGUGUGAUGCGUCGUUCGAUCAAACUGAAUGUGGACACCACUCAGCUGGUGGGCACGACAACGAGCACCACCUCGACCACCACCUCGACCACCGCGAUCACUCCGAGCACCGAAAAGAGCCAGUCUGUGUCGUUGGAGCCAUUGGAGCACUUGGAGCAGCGGAUUCGGGUGCGGCCCACGGAUCGGGUGUAUAUAAUCAGUGCCCUGCCCACGCCCAGCGAACUGGGCGGAGUGGUCUAUCCGGCCUUCGGAGCACUGGCCUUCUUCCUGGCCCUGCUGGUCAUGUUCCUCUUCCUGCGUCCGCAGCGCAAGCGAUUCCCCCUGGACGCGGACAGUGCGGACACGGCCACCUUGAUUGGUCGCAACUCCUGCUCCCGAAACUCACUGGACGCCUCCACGUUGCAUGUCUAAGGAGGAUGGAGGAUGGAUCAUGGAGGAUGGAGGAUGGAGUAUGGAGCAUGGAGGAUGGAGAAGGGCAAUUGCCGAUCGGAGAACUUGUAGUCGUAUAUAUAUAGAUGUCUGACUAUGUGAUAUUCUGCACCCCAAAAAGCAAAAACAAAACCGAAGCGAAGGAAACUAUGUACAUACUCUUCGCCGAUUAUUUAAUAGUUAGUUCCCUUUUCCCAAAAAAACGGAAAAUCCUGAAUUGCGGUUCGAUGCGAUAGAUCAGAUCGAAUUGGAUCGAAAAGUCAAAAGGCAAAGUUCGCUCAACUAAGUUUAAGUUUUAUCCUCUGCCAUUCGUAGAUCCCAAUGCCAAACCAGCGCAGUCAUAUAUACACGCAUGAUUAACAUACAUAGCUCUAUAUACAUAUACCAACUAUAUUAUACACUUAACGCAUUUACUAUAUACAUAUAUAUAUAUCAUAGUUAUACAAGCAGCGCAGCCAGAGAUACAAUUGCAGAACAGAUCAAGAAAGAGCUACAGAUACAAAAGCAGAAACGGAAAAAGAAACAGAAUCAGAAAACAGAUAAAGAUACGUUUGCGGUUACGGUUACGAAUAUAAAUAUAUAUUAUAUUACUAUAUAUUAUAUUAUAUUAUAGACUAGGGGCCAGCGGCCAACCAACUACAUACACCAAACUAAAUGCAACAAAUUGCUACAAAUUUUUUGUCAAUCGUCGUCGCUCGCUUGCAAACAAACAAACAAACAAAACGCAUUUGUUUUUAUCUCAGGCUAAAAACAAAUGAGCAACAAAUUAAUAUUAAUAACAAAUAUCAUGCAUCUCUUUUCCAUUUUUCGUCGUCUUCAAACUUCAAUGAAACAUAGUACAUAAAAGAGAAAAACAAAGCAAAAGAAAACAAGAAAAAAAACGAAGAAUAAGAAAUUAACAAGAAAACUUAAAUCAAAAGUAAAUAUUUUUCAAAAUUUUUAAAUGUUUAUACCUAGACAAACUCAAUUGAAUUAACAACAACAACAACAACAAAGUAAACUAUUAUAACUGACUUAUUGUACUUGAGCAUGUAAAAACAAAGUAACAAAGUAACUAACUAAACUAAACUAAACUAUAGUUAAUACGGAGAUAAGCUGAGAAAACUUCGCUACGCAAAAUGCCUGUAAAUAUUCUAGCCCUAAUUUAUUUAUAUUUUAAGUGGUCCAUUGUUUUGUUAACCUAUGAUUUUAAGGCCUAAGACCUAAGAGAAGUAGAGGGUUUUCCAGGGGGAAGAAGAAGAUGGCUGGUCAACUCCAUGGAAAGCAAAAAGAAAGUAAAAGUAGUAUUAAACUCAAUAAGAUUAAUGGAGCGUUCCUGCUUUCGAUGUUUUUUUUUAAUGUGGAAGAACGUGUGUGCUUUUAAUAUCUGCUCCAAUGGUUGUAGUGUGAAUUAGUGAACUUCGAUCGAAUCAAAAUAAACGUACUUGCUUAGCCAUUUUAAAAGAAAACCCAACCAACCUUCCCCCAAAAUGGAAUUACUGGAGUGAGAACUUUGUGCAGUCUGAACCCAUUGCCAUACAAUAUAUAUAUAGUCCUAGUUUAAUUUUAGUUUAGCGAUCCAAUUGUGUUACCUCUAUUUUUUUUACUUUUUUUUUUUUGUGUGGCAGAGACUCGUUAAGACUAAAAACGAAAUAUGCCAAUCACAUUUUAGAUAUGUACUGUGUAUGAAUAAAUUCGGACGAGAAGGAUGGAAGCGGAAGUACGGUGCCCUUUCAAUAUUUAUCCUUUAUUCGUUUAUUAUGUAAAUAUAAUUUGAUUUGUUAUUGCAGCUCA
Drosophila ficusphila is the source of this 3499-nucleotide messenger RNA. Its product is annotated as transmembrane protein fend. Lineage: Eukaryota; Metazoa; Arthropoda; Insecta; Diptera; Drosophilidae. The transcript has 4 exons. The record is from RefSeq and is a predicted model, not a curated record. The coding region runs from base 782 to 1708 and encodes 308 amino acids.